Messenger RNA from Vespa crabro (European hornet), 7544 nucleotides. RefSeq names its product lysine-specific demethylase lid (gene Kdm5). Lineage: Eukaryota; Metazoa; Arthropoda; Insecta; Hymenoptera; Vespidae. Bases 640 to 5544 code for a protein of 1634 amino acids. The record is from RefSeq and is a predicted model, not a curated record. Gene Ontology annotation, cellular component: nucleus. The transcript has 16 exons. Gene Ontology annotation, biological process: chromatin remodeling. Gene Ontology annotation, molecular function: histone demethylase activity; DNA binding.
UAGAAACACGAAGCAGGCCAGUCGCUCGUGUGCGGGACUCCGCGUCGGAUGUCGAGGAUAGAUACGUCCAUGUGUCCUUUUAUCGUUUCUUCGCGUUCAUUGUCAAGCAUACGCGAUCGUGUAAUCGUAGUAAAGAGGAGGAGAUGGUGCUCCUGCUAAGAAUGUAUACCAAAGGAACGCUUGUCUCAUGUGAUUUUGUUAAAACGUUUAGGAAGUAACGUGUACGCAAGCGCGCGUUGGUUUGCGACGAAAAAGAAUCGGGCAGGCAUAGAGAGAAAGAAAGAGAGAGAGAGAGAGAGAGAGAGAGAGAGAGAGAGAGAGAAAGAGAAAGAGAAAGAAAGAGAAAAAGAGAGAAGAAUAGAUAGAAGGAGAGAUAGAGAGAGAGAAGAGAAAGAGCAAAAGCGAGGAAUUGGCAUCGGAGACACGGGCGCGUCUUUAACGUGCCUCAGGACCGAUCUGACCGAUCGACCGUCAUCGCUUCUUUCCCCAUAGUUUUUAAAUAUAUAUACACAUACAUACAUAUAUAUAUAUACAUACACAUAUAUAUAUAUACCUCUCUCUCUCUCGCAUUUAAUAUAGAACAACGGCAAACGACAUAAGAACGAUAUUCUUAUUAAAUAAGGAAGGAAGUAAAGAGUCAUGGUAUCGAGAUACCACGACGCUACUUCCGACUUUACUACUGAGGAUCGUUUCGGUGCAUAUUGUUGUCAUACCCAGGACAUGGCCUGUGAUCGUGUUGACUCGGACUUCGAGUUCUCUAUACCGCCCGAAGCCCCUGUAUUUGAGCCGAGUACUGAGGAGUUCCUCGACCCUCUUGGAUAUAUCGCGAAAAUAAGACCGAUCGCUGAGAAAUCUGGCAUCUGCAAGAUCAAACCUCCGCCCAACUGGCAGCCACCAUUCGCAGUUGAUGUUGACAAAUUCAAAUUUGUCCCACGUAUACAAAGAUUAAAUGAAUUAGAAGCUAAAACUAGGAUAAAACUCAAUUUCUUAGAUCAAAUCGCUAAGUUCUGGGAAUUACAAGGAUCAUCAUUAAAAAUACCUCUUGUAGAGCGUAAAGCUUUGGAUUUGUAUUCUUUGCACAAGAUUGUCACGGACGAAGGAGGUGUAGAAACGGUAACGAAGGAAAGAAGAUGGGCGAAAAUUGCCAACAAAUUAGGUUAUCCCUCUGGAAGAAGCGUUGGAAGUAUUUUAAAAAAUCACUACGAAAGAAUUUUAUAUCCAUUUGACGUAUUUAAACAAGGAAAAGCAUUGAUCGAUAUUAAAAUAGAACCAGAUUCUGACGAAAAAGAGAAAAGAGAUCGUGAUUACAAACCUCAUGGAAUAAUAUCAAGGCAGCAAAUCAAACCCCCAGCAGAGAAGUUUUCGCGUCGUUCAAAGAGAUUUUCUGGCCAAGAAGAAAAGCAAGAAGUCUGCGUCAAGCAAGAAGAUUGCAAAGAAGAAUAUGAUUCCGAUCAAGACUGCAAAGAAGGUAUUGUUAGAAGCAAAUAUGUAGAUAAUGAUAAAAGUAAAGAACUUAAGAAAUUACAAUUUUAUGGAGCCGGUCCAAAAAUGGCUGGUUUUAAUACCAAAGAACCAAAGAAGUCUAACAAAACUAGAGGCGUUAAACUAACGUACGAGUUUGACCCACUUGCAAAAUACAUUUGUCAUAAUUGUGGGAGAGGUGACAAUGAAGAAAAUAUGCUUCUGUGUGAUGGCUGCGAUGAUAGCUACCACACAUUUUGUUUAAUGCCACCUUUAACAGAGAUACCUAAAGGAGACUGGAGGUGUCCAAAAUGUGUCGCGGAAGAAGUUUCAAAACCAAUGGAGGCCUUUGGUUUUGAACAAGCGCAAAGGGAGUACACCCUUCAACAAUUUGGCGAAAUGGCAGAUCAAUUCAAAAGCGACUAUUUCAACAUGCCAGUACACAUGGUUCCGACUUCGUUAGUAGAAAAAGAAUUUUGGAGAAUAGUAUCAUCUAUCGAUGAAGAUGUUACAGUCGAAUAUGGCGCGGAUUUACAUACCAUGGAUCAUGGAUCUGGAUUUCCAACGAAAACAAGUGUUAAUUUAUUUACGUGUGAUCAAGAAUAUGCCGAGUCCUGGUGGAAUUUAAACAAUUUACCGGUUUUACGUGGCAGUGUAUUAGGUCAUAUCAAUGCGGAUAUUAGUGGCAUGAAAGUCCCAUGGAUGUACGUUGGCAUGUGUUUUGCAACAUUUUGUUGGCACAAUGAAGAUCAUUGGAGUUAUUCUAUUAAUUAUUUACAUUGGGGAGAACCAAAAACAUGGUACGGUGUGCCUGGUUCUCAGGCAGAAAAAUUUGAACACUCUAUGAAAUCUGCUGCACCUGAAUUAUUUCACAGUCAGCCUGAUUUGUUACAUCAAUUAGUGACAAUUAUGAAUCCAAAUAUUUUAACGAACGAAGGAGUAUCUGUGUUUAGAACUGAUCAACAUGCUGGUGAAUUUGUUGUAACAUUUCCAAGAGCAUAUCAUGCAGGUUUCAAUCAAGGUUAUAAUUUCGCAGAGGCAGUAAAUUUUGCACCUGCAGAUUGGCUCAAAAUGGGAAGAGAGUGCAUCACACAUUAUUCAAAUUUAAGGAGGUUUUGUGUAUUCUCUCACGACGAAUUAGUAUGCAAAAUGUCUUUAGAUCCAGAUUCAUUAGAUAUUGGAAUUGCUACGGCUACUUAUCAUGAUAUGUUACAAAUGGUAGAUGACGAAAAAAAAUUACGAAAAAAUUUGCUGGAAUGGGGUGUAACAGAGGCUGAACGCGAAGCCUUUGAGUUAUUACCAGACGAUGAACGACAGUGUGAAGCCUGUAAAACAACUUGUUUUUUAAGUGCAGUUACAUGUUCGUGUCACAAUUCCCAAUUGGUUUGUUUAAGACAUUUUACGGAUCUUUGUGAUUGUCCACCAGAAAAACAUACAUUACGCUAUCGUUAUACGUUAGACGAAUUGCCAAUCAUGUUACAAAAGUUAAAGUUGAAAGCAGAGUCUUUCGACUCAUGGGUAACUAAAGUUAAAGAAGCCAUGGAUCCAAAGAAUGAUAAAGUUGAACUUAGUGAGUUGAAAGAACUUUUGAAUGAGGCAGAAAAUAAAAAGUUCCCGGAUAGUGAAUUAUUAACAGCAUUAACGACGGCCGUACAAGAUGCUGAAAAAUGUGCAAGCGUUGCGCAACAAUUGUUAAACAACAAACAACGUACAAGGACCAGGCAAUCUGUAGAGACAAAAUAUAAAUUAACCGUGGAAGAGUUGACAUUAUUUUAUAAAGAAAUAACAAAUUUAUGUUGUGACUUAAAAGAAUCCGAUGGCGUAAAGUUUAUAUUGGAUCAGGUAUUACAAUUUCAAAGUGACGCAGAGAAAUUGGAGUCUAAAGAAGACGAUUGUGAUAUUGAUAAACUAGAAAAGUGUAUAGAGUUUGGAGAUUCCAUAUGUAUCGAACUACCACAACUUGUACGCUUAAAACAGAAAUUAGCACAAAUGCAAUGGCUUGAAGAGAUAAAAACCCUUCAAGAAGAUCCAAAGUCCGUAAGUCGUGAGGAUUUGGUAAGAUUAAUAGAAAAAGGAACGACGAUACCUCCGCACUUUAAAAUAGAAACUACUCUAGCAGAAUUACGAACGUUGAUGACUGCAAUCGAUAAGUGGGAAGAAAAAGCAAAAUUAUAUUUGAAUGCAAGAAAUAGGCCAACCAUUUCGACGGUCGAAGAAUUUGUCCGUGAAGCCGACGAAGUGGAAGGUUAUCUUCCAAGUUUAAAUACUUUGCAAGAUUUAUUAAGUCGUGCGAAAAAUUGGUCGAACAUGGUAGAGGAGAUUCAAGGGAGAGAAAAUUUUCCAUAUUACGAUACGUUAGAUGAAAUCGUUAGAAAAGGUAGGAGUAUAUCAUUACAAUUGGAUACUCUUUCGAUGUUAGAAUCUACCCUUUCUCAAGCAAAAACUUGGAAAGAAAGAACAGUAAGGACAUUCCUAAGGAAAAAUUCACAUUAUACGCUGAUGGAGGCAUUGUCACCGCGCAUCGGUGUUGGUGUAUUAGCUAUGAAAACAAAAAGAAAUAGAGGGGAUGAAUCUGUCGGUGCUGUGUUCGUUUGUGAUACAAAACUCGAUGAUUCGAAUGACUCUGCUACCGUUGUAGCCGCGUUCAAAUUGGCAGAACAACGUGAGAUGGAUGCAAUGAGAAGUUUAAGGGAAAGAAAUUUAUUAAAAACCGAAAUGGAUGAUUCUAGAUAUUGUGUGUGUCGUAGACCAAGAUUUGGACUUAUGCUUCAGUGUGAGCUUUGCAAAGAUUGGUUCCAUUCGAAUUGUGUCCCAUUACCUAAGACAACGUAUAAAGGGAAAGUACCUAUGUCAAGGGAGGUGAAAUUUUUAUGUCCAUGUUGUUUACGUUCAAGAAGGCCUCGCUUGGAAACAAUUUUAGCACUUUUAGUUAGCCUACAAAAGAUCUCAAUACGUUUACCCGAAGGUGAGGCAUUGCAAUGUCUAACAGAACGGGCAAUGAACUGGCAGGAUCGUGCAAGACAAGCUUUGGCAACGGAAGAAAUUUCCUCGGCGUUGGCGACGUUAUCGGCACUUUCGCAAAAAUUAGUCGAAGCUGCUGCCAGAGAAAAAACGGAAAAGAUUAUUAGUAGUGAAUUAAAGAAAGCAGCUAAUAAUCCUGAAUUACAUCAAAGAGUACAAGCUAUCGCACCUCUUAGCGGUGUUCAUUCGGAUGAUAGUGUACUUAGCACGGCAGAUGACGAUGACGAUGUCGUUACGAUCGAUGACGAUGAACCGACGUGUAGUACCUUCAAUAGUAAUGAGCAUGCCUAUUCUUACAUUUCAAAACUCCAACGUAAAUCUCAAUCAAGUGAUUCCUCAGAAACAGCGGUAAUCCUGUCGCAUAGUGCGAGGCAACAUCUAGAAGAAUUAAUGAUGGAAGGUGAUUUGCUAGAAGUUGCAUUAGACGAGACGCAACAUAUUUGGCGUAUUUUAAGUCAUACGAAUAGUCCGAGUACUAUUAGAAAAUAUGCGGCCCUUGAAGAAAUUCAAACUAAUUGCAAUCAAGAGGCUAAGGAUGCUAAGAAACGUGGUAGGAAAAGAAAAUCCGAAGAACUUGAAUUAUUGAAGAAACUUGGAAAGCAAAAAAUCGAUGACAAAAGUUUAGUCAAACGUAAGGGAUUGGUAAAAGAGAAAAAAUCGGCUAGUUCACCGGUACCAAUAAAACGUGGCCCACGAAAGAUGAAACGAAAAGAGGGAGAGGAAGGUCCAAAGAAAAGAGGAGGUAAUAGAAAGAAAACUAAGCAAGAUACUUCGGACGAGGAAGAAGAUUGUGCCGCGGUUAAUUGUUUACAUCCCAGCGGUAGAGAAGUUGAUUGGGUCCAAUGCGAUGGAGGAUGCGAAGGUUGGUUUCAUAUGCAUUGCGUUGGUCUUGAUAGAACAGAAAUCGCAGAAGAGGACGAUUACAUUUGUAGUAAUUGUAAAGAGACAGACCAAAAUGUAACGUAUCGAGCAGGAAUCUAUGUCGAUAUAGAAAUUGGAAAGAAAAGAAAAAGAAAAAUUACAAGUUGGUUGUGUAGUCGGUCACGUAAACGCAGUGGAUGAACCGGGAUGAUGAUAAUAAUAAUGCAUUUUUCGUUAUAUCACAACGAAAUAUAUAAAUACCUUUCGAGACUUUAUAACUCGUUAGUGUGAAUAAUUAUUGAUAAAACAACUUGUGUCUUCUGCUUGUCUCAUGAACUCUCUCCCUCGCUACUAAUGCAGACGGUAAAAACAAAACAGAACACAACAGAACAAACAGAAAAAAAAAUAUAUAUAGGACGAUAUAUUUAAUGGAAAGGAGGAGAUGGAGGUGGAGAAAGAGGAGGAAGAGGAGCAGGAGGACGAGGAAGCACAGCAGCAACAACAACAACAACAACAUCAACAUCCACAUCAACAACGAUUCUAAAAAAAACCGGAGCAACGUUUAUUACCGAUGAUUUACCGAAGUACAAUCCGUAGUGUUCCUUGAUGACUAUCUUGUAAAAACAAAAAAAAAAAAAAAGAAAAAAAGAACAGUGAAGUUAAAGAAACAAACAAAAAAUACUUGGACGGUUGAAAAGUGCGAUGAACUAUUAGGAAAUUAUAUAUAAGUAAAAAUAGUGAAUGUUUUUUUUCCAUCUAAGAAUUCAUUCAAAUGAAAUAUGUAAUUUGGAAACAUUGACAACAACAAUAACAGCAGCAACAACAAUAUUAAUAAUAAUAACAACAACAACACUUUUCUCUAAUUAAUGGAAAAAAUUCCGUCGAAUUUUAUAUCGGCUUUUAGAAUGAUAUAGGGUGCACAAAAAUUAUGUCUAAUUUUUUUUUGCACCUGAUUAUAUUGUACAUACAUAGACUAAGAGACAGAGAGAGAGAGAGAGAGAGCGAGAAAGAGAGAGAGGGAGAUAGAAUGUAUGUUUAUCCUGUGUGUGUAAGAGAGUGAGAGAGAACGAGAAAAAGAAUGUAAGAAAGAUUUGUGUGUGAUCUAUUAAGAUAAAAUUAUACAUAUAUACGUGUAUAAAUCAUAUAUAUAUUAUAUAUAAAUAUAUAUAUAUAUAUAUAUAUAUAUAUAUAUAUAUAUAUAUAUAUAUAUAUAUAUAUAUAAAUAAUUAUGUAUGUUAGGUUGAUGAUAAUUAAUAUUAUUCUUAGAAUAUAAGGGUACACAUAUAUCCAGUUUGUAUAAAAGAGACAAGGAUUUACAUGCCACAUUGAAGACAAGCAUGUCAUCUUUACUCUGCCUUCUCUACGAAAUAGCUAUUAACAGAGAUAACAUUGUUUCGUAUUAUCCCCUGAUCCUACAUCUCCCCACAACCCCAAGGCCGCUUUUUAUUUUCUUUUUUUUUUUUUUUUAAAUCUUUUAUUUCUCACGAAUUUUUCAAUCUAUAUAACUACGUCUUAUUUAUUUUUCUUAGAUACUUAAUUACUUAAUUAUUAUUAUUAUUAUUAUUAUUAUUAUAUAUAUAUUAAUUAAUUAAUUAAUUAAUUAUUAUUAUUAUUAUUAUUAUUAUUAUUAUUAUUAUUAUUAAAUACGUUUUUUUUUUAUUUUCCAUAAAAAUAAAUAAUAAUUUUUUAAAUAUCUGAGACACGAAUUUAAACUUUUUAGCUUUAAUCUUUUGAUGUAUGUAAAUUUCUGUUUUGAAUAAAUGAAUUAUUGGAGGAUACUUAUCUUCCCUCCCCUUUUUUUUUUUCUUUUCUUUUUCAUUUAAUUGUCUUAAUAUAAAAUUUAUUUACGCUAACGAAGAAUGUUAUAUGUAAUUUUAAAACGUAAAUCAUCAAAGUGUCUCUCUUUUUUUUUUUCGUAAUCAUUUUCUUAGUCUAGUUACAUUCACAAGCGGAAUGCAGAGUUUACAAUGUAUAAAUAAAAGAAAGAAAGAAAAAUAAAACAAAAAAAUAAAAAUUAUAUAUAUAUAUAUAUAUAUAUAUAUAUAUAUAUAUAUAAAAUAAAUCUAGAGAAAUAAUUUUACCUUAGAUAUAAGAACUCGCGUAUCGCGUUUGAUGCAAGUCGAUGCAUAAAACUUUGUACAAUGACAUAAUUGUUAAGAAAAAAAAAAAGGAAUACUAUUAAAAAGAAGUAUCAACAAUUA